This is a messenger RNA of Pogona vitticeps (central bearded dragon), 5136 nucleotides long. It is a transcript of the gene PPFIA1, whose product is annotated as PPFI scaffold protein A1. Gene Ontology annotation, biological process: synapse organization. NCBI's taxonomy places the organism in Eukaryota, Metazoa, Chordata, Lepidosauria, Squamata, Agamidae. Gene Ontology annotation, cellular component: presynaptic active zone. The record is from RefSeq and is a predicted model, not a curated record. Gene Ontology annotation, molecular function: protein binding.
GCCGAAGUGGAGGGCGGAAAGCGGGGAAGAAAAGCCUCCCCUCCGCCGGCGCCGCCGCUUGUCCCCGGAGGCCUCUGGGAAGAGAAACUCCGCCUCCCUUCGUCGCUCGGCUUCUCUGUGAGGGGACGGCGGGAGGGGGGGGGAGACCAACCUCUGAGGGACCCCGUCUUCGGACCCCGCUUUUCUCCAACUUCUCGGGUGUUUUUAAAGGCUCCUUUCCCGACGGCUGCGCCGGGAAGAGUCAGUUCUUCUUUUAAUUCCUUCCAGGAGUGAAGGAAGGAUGGUGGUUGAUGAUACCCAAGUCCCAGGAACAGUCUCUGCAUCCCCGGGCGUCUUCUGAAACUGCCGCCGCCACCACCACCACCCCCAAACACCAGUUUUUUGGUUUUCGAACAAACAGAGGAGGAAUUAUAAAUGCGUGAGAGAAGACCCGGGAAGCUGAAGGAGAGGACGGAUCCGACGCUGCCGAACAAGAGGAGGAAAAAAAAGGAGUGCCUUCCAGGUCCUUCGAGCGAAGAGUAACCCUCUCGGCCUGUUGGUUUCUUUGUCGUUGUUUUUUUCUUUUUGUAAAGUAAUGUGAGGUAUCCGUACCAUGCGUGGUCGAUUGUUAGCCCACAGGCGCUGAAAGACGUUUGGUCUUUUCUUGCACAUGUUUUCCCCUGACUGGCUGUGGAAGAAAGACCUGUGGAGAAGGAUUAAAGAGGAAGGGAACGGAACCCUGUCCUAUCAGUUUGUGCCCGUUGGAUUACUUCAGACCCCUUGACUAAGGGCUGCUCCUGUUAGACCAUCUCUUUCUCCCACCAGGCAUAUUCAUUGCCUUUUGUGGCUUUCCAGGGCUUGGGGAUCGUUUAAUGAAUGGACAUUAUAGUCAGGCGGGAUGGCUACUCAGCGGUUUGAGAUGGUUUUGGAAGUCAUGCGAAGUUGCUAAAAAGAGCUGAUAUUUCUGGAAAACGUGGACUUCUGUCAAAGAUUCAUCAGACAAGAUGAUGUGCGAGGUGAUGCCAACCAUCAGUGAGGCAGAGAUUCCUUCAGGAGGAAAUGGACACCAUGGUUCAGGGUCUCCACUACAAUCUGAUGCUGAUUCCCAUUUUGAACAGUUAAUGGUAUCUAUGUUAGAGGAACGUGAUCGGCUCCUGGAUACACUGCGAGAAACUCAAGAAACGCUAGCGUUAACACAGGGGAAACUGCACGAAGUUGGUCAUGAAAGGGAUUCUCUCCAGCGACAGCUGAAUACUGCACUUCCCCAGGAGUUUGCAGCACUUACUAAAGAGCUUAAUGUAUGCAGAGAACAACUCCUUGAAAGGGAAGAGGAAAUUGCAGAACUGAAAGCUGAAAGAAACAACACAAGGUUGCUGUUAGAACAUUUGGAAUGUCUUGUCUCCCGGCAUGAACGAUCUCUUAGAAUGACUGUAGUAAAGAGGCAAGCUCAGUCUCCUGCAGGAGUUUCUAGUGAAGUUGAAGUUCUCAAAGCACUAAAGUCCUUAUUUGAACAUCAUAAAGCCCUUGAUGAAAAGGUGAGAGAAAGAUUACGAGUAGCACUUGAAAGAUGUAGUUUGUUGGAGGAAGAACUAGGUACUACACACAAGGAGUUAAUGAUUUUGAAAGAACAGAACAAUCAGAAAAGAACGCAAGCUGAUGGAAUGCCUGAUAUUAAUCAUGAUCAGGAGAAUCCUCCUAGCACUAAUGGAAAGAGAUCUUCUAAUGGCUCUCUGAGUCAUGAUGAAGACCUUGCUAAAGUAAUGGAACUUCAAGACAUCAUAGAAAAGCAAACUAAAGAGCAGGCGCAGAUGAAAGAACGAAUCACUGCCCUUUCCAGCAGAGUAACAGAACUAGAAGAAGAUCUUGACACUGCUAGAAAAGAUCUAAUAAAAUCUGAAGAAAUGAAUACAAAGCUGCAAAGAGAUGUACGGGAGGCAAUGGCUCAGAAGGAAGAUAUGGAAGAGCGGAUCACAACCCUUGAAAAACGCUACCUCGCUGCACAACGUGAAGCUACAUCUGUGCAUGACCUCAAUGAUAAACUUGAAAACGAAAUUGCUAAUAAAGAUUCAUUGUAUCGACAGAGUGAAGAUAAAAAUAGGCAGUUACAGGAACGUCUGGAACUAGCUGAGCAGAAAUUACAACAGACUCUAAGAAAAGCUGAGACUUUGCCAGAAGUGGAGGCUGAACUAGCUCAGAGAGUUGCAGCCCUUACUAAGGCCGAAGAAAGACAUGGUAACAUUGAAGAACGAUUGAGGCAGAUGGAAGCACAACUGGAAGAGAAAAAUCAGGAAUUGCUAAGGGCUCGACAAAGAGAGAAGAUGAAUGAAGAGCAUAAUAAACGUUUAUCUGAAACCGUUGAUAAACUUUUGUCUGAAUCAAAUGAAAGACUACAGCUUCAUCUUAAAGAAAGAAUGGCGGCCUUGGAAGAAAAAAAUGCUCUUCUUCAUGAAGUUGAACAUGCUAAGAAACAAGUAGAAGAAUUUCAGAAUGAAAAGGAUCAGCUGGUACUAAAUAUUGAAGCACUGAGGACUGAAAAUGAUCAGAUGAGGAUCAGGGGCCCUUCUCUUCAUCAUAGUCGAUCGCACAUGGGUAGUGUACCAGAUUUUGGAUAUCCACGGGCAACUAUGGCUGACAGUCAAACUGAUUCUUAUUCCACCUCAGUUUUAAGACGUCCACAGAAAGGACGUUUAGCAGCUCUCCGGGAUGAACCUUCAAAGGUUCAAACUCUUAAUGAGCAAGACUGGGAGCGUGCUCAGCAAGCAAGUGUCUUGGCAAAUGUUGCACAAGCAUUUGAGAGUGAUGCUGAUCUCUCAGAUGGUGAGGAUGACAGAGAAACCAUUUUCAGCUCCGUUGACUUGUUGUCACCUAGUGGUCAAGCAGAUGCCCAGACAUUAGCCAUGAUGCUUCAAGAACAGCUAGAUGCCAUCAACAAAGAAAUUAGGCUGAUACAAGAAGAAAAGGAGAACACUGAACAGCGAGCAGAAGAAAUUGAAAGCCGUGUGGGUAGUGGGAGUUUGGACAGUCUUGGCCGAUUUAGGUCAAUGAGCUCUAUUCCUCCUCCUUUUUCUGGUGGCACUCUUUCUGGCACUUCCCCACCUGGCAGUGGCCGCUCUACCCCCCGCCGAAUACCACACAGUCCUGCUCGGGAAGUAGAUAGACUAGGCAUUAUGACACUACCUAGUGACUUAAGGAAACAUCAUAGAAAGUCCCAGGUUUCAAGAGAAGAAGGUAGAGAUGACAAGGCCACAAUAAAAUGUGAGACGUCACCACCCUCUUCACCUCGAUCUCUUCAUUUGGAUAGAGCUUAUAAAGGAGCUUUGCAUACAAUGAGCCAUGAAGACAUAAGAGAUCUCAGAAAUUCCACAGGUUCUCAAGAUGGGCAAGGAAGCAAUCCUAGCAGCAGUAAUAGUAGCCAAGAUUCCCUUCACAAAGCCCCUAAAAAAAAGGGAAUCAAGUCCUCAAUUGGUCGCCUGUUUGGUAAAAAAGAAAAAGGUCGACCUGGACAGGUCAACAAGGAAAGCUUGGGACAAGUUACGGUAAUGGAAGCUGAUAACUCAACUCAGGACGGCUUGGGACUUGGAAAACUGGGAGGACAAGCAGAAAAGAACAGAAAACUACAAAAAAAGCAUGAAUUGCUUGAGGAAGCCCGGAGACAAGGUCUACCCUUUGCUCAGUGGGAUGGGCCCACUGUGGUUGUCUGGUUAGAGUUAUGGGUUGGAAUGCCAGCCUGGUAUGUAGCUGCUUGCCGUGCAAAUGUGAAAAGUGGUGCUAUAAUGUCAGCCUUAUCUGAUACUGAAAUACAGCGUGAAAUUGGAAUCAGUAACCCUUUGCAUAGGUUAAAGCUGCGACUCGCCAUUCAAGAAAUUAUGUCACUAACAAGUCCAUCUGCUCCUCCUACAUCAAGAACGACCACAGGAAAUGUCUGGGUAACACAUGAAGAAAUGGAAAAUCUUCCAUCUACACCACAAACGGAAGAUGAGGAAGGAUGCUGGGCUCAGACUUUAGCAUAUGGUGAUAUGAACCAUGAAUGGAUUGGCAAUGAAUGGCUUCCUAGUCUGGGGCUCCCUCAGUAUCGCAGUUAUUUUAUGGAAUGUCUUGUUGAUGCAAGAAUGCUGGAUCAUUUAACUAAAAAAGAUCUUCGUGGCCAGCUUAAAAUGGUUGAUAGUUUUCACAGAAAUAGCUUCCAGUGUGGCAUUAUGUGUCUGCGAAGGUUGAAUUAUGACAGGAAAGAACUUGAAAGAAAAAGAGAAGAAAGUCUAAAUGAGAUUAAAGAUGUCCUUGUCUGGAGCAAUGACAGGAUGAUUCAUUGGGUGAUAUCAAUUGGUCUUAAAGAAUAUGCAAAUAACCUCAUAGAAAGUGGAGUUCAUGGUGCACUUGUGGCCUUAGAUGAAACUUUUGAUCACAAUGCAUUAGCUCUUUCCUUGCAGAUACCCACGCAGAAUACACAGGCCCGCGCUGUGUUGGAGAGAGAAUUCAACAACCUUCUCAUUAUGGGCACAGAAAGAAGGUUUGAUGAAGAUGAUGAUAAAAGCUUUAGACGAGCACCUUCUUGGAGAAAAAAGUUUAGACCAAAGGAUAUAAGAGGUUUAGCUGCUGGAUCAGCAGAGACUCUCCCUGCAAACUUCAGAGUUACUGCCUCAAUGUCAUCGCCUUCUAUGCAGCCAAAGAAGAUGCAGAUUGAUGGCAAUGUAUCAGCAACACAAAGAUUGGACUCUGCUACAGUAAGGACUUAUUUAUGUUAAAGCCUUUCAUUGUUUAUCCCCACUAUUUCUACAGAUGAUCUGAAACAUUUUGAACUCAGAGAGACCAUAUUUUCGAAAUGACUGAAGUCAUUAAUAUGUUAAUACUUGUUAAAUCAAUACUUUGAAAAUAUUUUAUUACAGAGUUUUUAAUUAGCACAUGAAUUUGUGAGUACUAUAGAGAAAGUAUUUUAGAAUUAAAUGUUUCUUAUAUUUAUGUAUGUGAAUCCCAUUACCUAACUUGGUUAGUAUUCAGUUUUUAAAUCAGAUUAUUGUUACUUGUUAAUUUUAGAGUUUUUUCAUCUGAAUGUACUGUAAUGCUUGUAUGUAUCCGCCCCUAUCAGCAGUAUAGGGUUUUUGUAAAUUAUGCAGUUAUUGUAAUUAUAUGUAAUGGUUUUUAAUAAAGUGGUGAAAAGGA